Colletotrichum navitas is the source of this 1024-nucleotide messenger RNA. RefSeq lists its product as uncharacterized. The record is from RefSeq and is a predicted model, not a curated record. NCBI's taxonomy places the organism in Eukaryota, Fungi, Ascomycota, Sordariomycetes, Glomerellales, Glomerellaceae. The transcript is spliced from 2 exons. The coding region runs from base 125 to 967 and encodes 280 amino acids.
CCUGCCUCUCUGCCGUUCCUCUGAUGUCAUCCUGCGUCCUACUCCGUCGCUUUACCCGGCAGGGCUAGGGGGAGAGGGUGCCAUUUAGGUUGGUCCCUUGGUCCCCCGAACAGGGAAGACGCGUAUGAUAGGCAAGAACGAAGAAGCUCUUGAUUCAAGAAAAAAGCAGGGUCCCGAUAAUGACGACAAAACCGCAACACCUCUCUCCCCAGAACUGUGCUGUCCCGCUCCGGGAACCGUCCCGGCGCGAAUCCAGCCCCCCAACUGCCGUCGGAACACCGUACCUCUACGUGCCACGCCAUAUACGUGUCCAGGACGCGCAGCACCGUCUUUACCGGUAGUAGUGUACCUAGUGUACGGUCGAUGUAGUCGCCCUUCCAAAGUUCCAGAACAACUGGACAGAGACGACAUAGAACGGACGAAUCACCUCAGUCUCUCCCUUGUUUCUUAUUUUCUUUCCCCCUUGGGAGACUUUGACCGCCCUUUUAGCUUACGUCCUCGCGGGAACUUAAGGGUUGUAACCCGGGAACCGUACCAGAUCCCUUUUCGGUUCCUCCCCCCCCCUUUCACUUCAUGGCCCUGUUUCGACCUGUUAUGUGCUGAGGUGGGGUUUGUCAUUGCCGUCCUGAGGAGCCCACCUUGCGGAAUAAUGACGUCAUUUCAACCAGUAGUGCUCCAUUGUUUCCACCCCUGUCCAAACGUUCAUGUCGUUCCGUCGCAUUUCCACUCGUUACCCAUGCUCCGUUUCUUGUUAUGGCCGUUCGAGACUGUUCUUGAUGGUCGUUGGGGGCCAGGCACCUUAACACACGUGGAUGCACACACACACACACACACACACAUCAAGCAAACCCGUCGACUUCACCAGGCCUCGAACUUUUGUGUAGGAUCUCGGUCUUGGAUUACUCGCAUAGCGUAUACAAAGAAAAAUAUUAUCCAGCACUGUUCGUUUGUCCAGCGCCCGUCCUAGGUGUUAAAGUGCAGUAGGUAGGUAAGGACUCGGUUCCGUUCGCGCCUAGCCAGCCAG